Molecule: messenger RNA, 2953 nt
Organism: Sturnus vulgaris (Common starling)
Lineage: Eukaryota; Metazoa; Chordata; Aves; Passeriformes; Sturnidae
Gene: ASPN
Product: asporin
Molecular function (GO): protein binding
Source: RefSeq, a predicted model, not a curated record
UUCUCAAAGAUUUGGUUUUAAACCCACAGCUUCAAUCCCAGAAUACUGCAAAUAUUGUCUCUGUUUUAAUAAAUAGAUCUCCUUUAUUUCCCACACACAUGAGACAGAAAUUAGAUAUACUGAUUAAAAAUCUGAUCUACAGUCUACAUUCUUGAACCAUGGUCCCCAGACAGAUUGCUGCCUCCUGAAAGCAGAGCUACAAUUUAUACAUAGCUACACAAUAAAGUCCUAAUUUUCUAACUUUAGAAAGGUUUGGCAGCUUGCAGGUCACUGCAGGCUACUGGUUUAGUCUGCCACUGGCUGAAGUUUUAUAGCUUUAUUCAAGUCACACAUUUAAAAGAAUAAUGGCUAGUGAAAUCAUAAAUAAGUGGGAUUCCACAGCAAGAAUGACCUGAAAUGGACCUCACUGUACUUCCAAUGGCCUGAUGUCAACUAUUAUUGAACUACAGGUUUUAUGAAGUCUUCCACUAGACGUCUAGAGUUAAGCCAGAAGUUUUGGCUCUAAUACAGGCAGUGAUGAAAAACAUAUGAGUGGUAACAAGUCGCCUUAAUAUCAUUCUUCAGUACAAAGAUGGGCUAAUCUGAAGCAGCACUUUACUCUGGUAUCACCCACGGUGCCAGAAGGAUCAAGAAGCUUGGAAGUGGAUUUUUCUUUAUAUAUGCUUUUCAUUUCAUAGAAUUCACUCUAACUUGCUUUUUCCUUAUUUUUUUGUAAUAUGAAAUAACUGGACAUAAGGAUCUUAGGUGGAUUAUCCCAGUGCUUCCAGAAGAACUUCCAAACCUGCAAGAUUGGUUAUCCUGAUUAAGAAGAUAUGAAAGAAUACACACUCCUUCUCUUCUUGGCUUUGUGCUCUGCCAAAUCCCUCACUGGUCCUUCAUAUUUUACACUCAAGAAUAUGAUGCUUCAAGAUAUGGAAGACGAUGAUGAUGAUGACGAUGAUGACAAUUCUCUGUUUCCAACCACUGAACCCAUUCUACCACUAAUUCCUUUUGAUCUGUUCCCAACAUGCCCCUUUGGAUGCCAGUGCUAUGUGAGAGUUGUCCAUUGCUCUGACCUAGGUUUGACAUCAAUUCCUCGCAACAUCCCACCAGACACUCGUAUGAUCGACCUUCAAAACAAUAAAAUCAAAGAGGUCAAGGAAAACGAUCUCCGAGGACUCACAUCACUUUAUGCCCUGGCUUUGAACAACAAUAAAAUAUACAAGAUCCAUCCCAAAGCCUUUGAAUCAACAAAGAGGCUACGACGACUUUAUUUGUCUCACAACCAACUGACAGAGAUUCCAACAAAUCUACCCAGAACUCUGGCAGAACUCAGAAUUCAUGCUAAUAAGGUUAAAAAAAUCCCCAAGGAUGUAUUUAAAGGAAUGAAGUCUCUACAUGUUUUAGAAAUGAGUGCAAAUCCUCUUAACAAUGAUGGAAUAGAGCCAGGGGCUUUUGAAGGGGUAAAUAUCUACCACAUACGAAUUGCAGAGGCAAAGUUAACUUCAAUUCCUAAAGAUUUGCCCUCCAGUCUUCUGGAGCUUCACUUAGAUGACAAUAAGAUCACAGGAAUCGAACUUGAGGAUUUUAACCGUUACAAAGACCUUCAAAGGCUAGGCCUUGGCAAUAAUAAAAUCAAAGAAGUGGAAAAUGGAAGUUUUGCCAACAUCCCAAGUAUACGUGAAAUCCACCUGGAAAAAAACAAGCUGAAGAAAGUUCCUCCUGGAUUACCUGAACUGAAAUACCUGCAGGUCGUGUUCCUUCAUUCCAACCAUAUUGCCAAACUGGGAGUGAAUGAUUUCUGUCCAACAGGACGAAGGAAGAAGAAAGCUCUGUACAGCGGCAUCAGCCUCUUCAACAACCCUGUCAAGUACUGGGAGGUCCAGCCUUCAACCUUCCGCUGCAUUUUAGCCAGGAACAGUGUUCAGCUUGGGAAUUUCCUCAAGUGAGACCCAAGUUGGUUGUUUCAAAAAACAACUUGUCCAAAUCAGUUUUACAAUACUUGAAAUUUGCAGGAAAAUGCUGAUUUUAUGCUAUUUAACCGUUUACAAAGUAUUUGCUAUUUCAGAGGUAAUUAAUUAGAAACAAUAUGUUAAGUAGGAUCCAUUGUAUUAUUUGACAAUGUUCAACCUACAUUUGAAUAAUUUAAACAAAAGUCUUUAUAUCUUACGGAAGGACUCUUAGAAGUGGAACUGGAAACUGUAUUUGAUGUUUCCUAUUAUAGAUGUUAAAUACCUUCCUUAAAUCACACAGUUUGGACAUAUUCUUUCUUUCCAAUAAAUCCUAAAAAUCACGUGGAAGUGACUUUAUCCACAGUUAGGAAAAAGUGACCUAGCUUCUCUUCCAGAACAUGUUGAGGGAAAAGUUGCAAAACCAAAAAUUACCAGACUUGUGCCAUUUUUGGUAAUGAGCAAAGAUGCAAUGAAAAGCUACAAUACUAUCAGGUAGUUGUCUCUAAGCUAGAAUGUAUUCUUACAAUCUUUUAAGUGAGAUAAAGGCAAGUUUCAUAUCAAGAACAGACAAAAAGUCUUUUAAAGCUAUUGGCAAUUUUUCCUUGCAACCUUAACAGGAAAAUGUCCUUCAGUAUUUUGCUAUUGACAGAAUUGGAUGCAGUCUGAAUAUUAAAAGUAGGAUUCAAGAUUUAUCAUAUGCUUCAAGCUUAAUAGGAAUGACUAUUAAACUCCCUUUAGGCCAGCACAAACAUUUUUCUUUUACCUAUAACAACUGUAAUCGUGUUUUUCACUUUAUUCUUUUCCUCUUUAUAUUUUGACAUCACACGGGUUAAGGACACCUCCUUAAUGAAAGUACCUUACAAUUACAAAAAAAAAAAGCAGCUGGAACUCGCCUGCCCUGCCCUUCCUGUGCAGGGCAGCACACAGAACUCUCAAUACUGACAGUACUGUAUAAAAUGGAUAUUUUUAGAUAUCUAUUUAGUGUAUAUUUGCUAUCGGGAUUCAAAAUAAAUUAAAUAAAC